AUGAAGUAUCUCUUGAGGUUGAGGUAUGUCCCUGAUCAUUAUCAACGAGACAUACAAAAACGUUUUAGAAAAUUGUCUCAGGGAACAUGGACUGUGGAUGAGUAUUUUGAGGAGUUUGAGAAGCUCAUGAACUCUUUGGAGCUGGAAGAAUCGAGUGAGUCCCUAAUGGCUCAAUUCAUUGAUGGCUUACAAGAGCUUAUAGCCCGAAAGGUGGAGACAUCGAACUACAACAGCCUACAUGAACAACUUCACAAGGCUGUACAAGUGGAGCAACAAAUCCAGCGUAAGAUGUCUUUAAGGAACCAUACUAGAAACAACACGCCUUGGAAUGCAAGCAACAGCCGGAGCAUGGACAAAGGCAAAACCGUAGACAAUGACUCUAGUUUCAAGAACAAUUCUAGUGAGGCACCUAAAACCUCUAAACUCGAACCAGAUAAGUUCCCAAACACUAGUCAAUCCCGUACCCUUGAUAUUACUUGUUUUAAAUGUCAAGGCAGGGGACACAUGGCGAGAGAAUGUCCGAAGCAAAGGGUGAUGAUUGUCACACCUAGUGGAGACUAUGAGUCUCAAGACGAGCAAGAUGAGUACCAGACUGAUCCGGAGAAUGACAUGGAGUACCCCGACGUAGGAGUACUCCUUGUGAUCGGGUGUAUGUUGAGUGUACUUGUCAACCCCAAGGAGAAAGUUCAAAGGGAAAAUAUAUUCCACACUCGAUGCAUAAUCAAGAACAAGGUAUGUAAUUUGAUUAUUGAUGGAGGUUCUUGUACUAAUGUUGCUAGCAAGUAUAUGGUGGAUAGGUUAGGACUUCAGAAAACAAAGCACCCGAGGCCAUACAAACUUAGGUGGCUUAACGAUGACAUCGAGCUGAAAAUUGUUGAACAAGUUACUGUAUCAUUCCGCGUCAGGAAAUACCGAAAUCAAGUCAUUUAUGAUGUAGUUCCAAAGAGGGCUGGACAUCUUCUUCUUGGAAGACCAUGGCAGUUUGAUCGAGCUACAACUCACGACGGUCGAACAAACCAUUACACUUUCACGCACAAUGACCGUAAGUUCAACCUUGCCCCUCUAAGUCCUUCUGAAGUUUAUGAGUUGCAAAAACACAUGAACAAAGAGGUCGAAGUAAGGACUUCUAACCUUUAUUUGAGAUCCAAUGAAAUUUGUAAAACCAUGAGUGCCCAAGGCACCGUGCUACUAAUGUUGUUCAAAGAAUGUUUAAGUACAGGAACAAGUGAGCUUGAACUACCCGCUGAAGUACAAGCUAUCGAUCUUGUACUAGGUUCUGCUUUACCUAACAAACCAGCUUACAGAAUGAAUCUAGAGGAAUCUAAGGAGUUAGAGAAGCAAGUGCGUGAACUCAUGGAUAAAGGGUACAUCAGAGAGAGCCUCAGCCUGUAUGCAUUACCAGUUCUUUUGGUUCCAAAUAAGGAUGAUGACAUGUUGGAUGAGUUAAGUGGUGCAAUCGUCUUCUCCAAAAUUUACUUGAGGACUGGCUAUCACCAGGUCCGAAUGAGGGAAGGCUACGAGUGGAAAACCGCGUUUAAAACCAAGCAAGGUCUCUAUGAGUGGCUUGUCAUGCCAUUUGGGUUAACCAACGCCCCAAGCACCAUCAUGCGACUAAUGAACCAGGUUCUAAGGUCAUUUAUUGUGAGUAAACAGGACCUACAGGUGGAUGAGGAGAAGAUUAAGGCAAUAAGAGAAUGGCCUACUCCAACAUCGAUUGGACAUGUUUGCAGCUUUCAUGGUCUCACAAGCUUCUACAGGAGGUUUGUCAGGGAUUUUAGUACAAUGGCUGCACCAAUGACUGUCGUGAUCAAGAAAAACGUGCCUUUCUCAUGGGGAGAAGCUCAAGAAGAGUCCUUCGACACAUUGAAAGAGAGGCUCACACAAGCACCGGUCUUAACCCUCCCAGAUUUUGAAGUUAUGUUCGAAGUAGAGUGUGAUGCAUCAGGCUUGGGAAUUGGAGCUGUACUACAUCAGAGAAAAAGACCCGUGGCUUUCUUCAGCGAGAAGUUGAGUAAGGCUACAUUGAACUAUCCGGCCUACGAUAAGGAGCUUUAUGCCUUAGUAAUAAAGUAUAAGAAAGGCAAAGAGAAUGUGGUUGCUGAUGCUUUGUCAAGGAGAUAUGCUCUUAUAGCUACUAUGGAGGCUAAAGUAAUGGGAUUUGAACAUAUCAAGGAGUUGUACAAAGAUGAUCCAGAAUUAGGAGAAUGCUACAAGGAGUAUGGCAAAGGAGCAUACCAAGCAUUCUACCUGCAAGAUGGGUUUCUAUUUAGAGAUAAGCGGUUGUGUAUUCCUCAAGGUUCCAUACGAGAAUUGAUACUCACUGAAGCACAUGGUGGAGGUUUGAUGGGUCACUUUGGUGUCGACAAAACCUUGGCCGUGGUAAUGGAACACUUCUUUUGGCCCCAUCUUAAGAAAGACGUUGAGAGAUUUUGUGCUCGAUGCAUUGUUUGUCACAAAGAAAAAUCCAGGUUACAUCCUCAUGGUCUUUACUUGCCAUUACAUAUUCCUACCGCCCCUUGGGUAGAUAUUUCUAUGGACUUUGUCUUAGGAUUGCCAAACAUUAAACACAAGGAUUCAAUCUUUGUUGUCGUGGACAGGUUCUCCAAGAUGGCACACUUCAUCCCAUGUGACAAGACCAAUGAUGCGACUCACACCGCAAAUUUGUUCUUUAAGGAAGUGGUGCGCCUCCAUGGAAUUCCAAGGACAAUAGUCUCCGAUCAUGACACGAAGUUCUUGAGUCACUUUUGGAAGACACUUUGGACAAAGUUAGUGGUAAACCGAACUCUCUCUACUUUACUUAGAGCCACUCUUGGUAAAAACAUGGCAACAUGGGUUGAUUGCAUUCCUUUUAUCGAGUUUGCUUAUAAUCGCGCUGUCCACUCAGCUAGAAAACUAUCUCCUUUCGAGAUAGUCUAUGGAAUUAACCCUUUGUCUCCAUUAGAUUUAGCACCCUUGCCUCAAAUAGAACAGAGGACAAACCCUUCUGAAGAGGGAGGGAAUGAUGCGGACAUCGAUCCUACCACCCAAACCGUUGAACCAGAUCCUGUACCACAUCCUGUACCAGAAAUACGAGAAGGCCUUGUGACACGAUCAACGGCUAAACAGCUAAGGAAGAGGUUUAACCUAGCUGUUCAAGACAUCGUAAGCUCCCUAGAGCUGAAGGACGUCAACUGGUCUGUACCACCAUCAUGCCACCACAACGAAUUAGAUCACAUUGCUGAGAAAGAGCUUGCUGAAGCCUUCACCCAAAUGAGCCUUGAUCAAACUAGUUCCCCAGGUAUGAAACCUCUUUUGGCAGGUAAAGGAACUUCAAGAAGCCAAGAGAAGACAUUAGAGCUGCAAGAGACGUGUGAUACAAGUUACACCUCCGAAAGCAAUCAAGAUAGUGAAGAUCAAGACCAAGACAUAGAGGACAUGGACGAGCGUCAAGAGACUCAUCUAGAUAAUCUAAAGGAACUCCAGGAAGACUCCUACUUCAAGAAACAAGCCAACAAACAAGUACAAGACAAGACUCCUGAAAUAAUUCAUCGAGUAGUACAAGAAGUGGUUCAGAGAACAUCUAUUGGGCUUAGAUCGCAUCCAGAUUCCACAAGGCUACGUUCAUAUACUGUAUCAGAGACCAAUCACAUCUCUGUGGUGUACUUCGUUCCGCCAACACUUCCCUUUACCGAUCCCACACGAGAGAAGCGACCGCCAUCGUGUCAGAUCUACAUCAUCGACCAUCUUUCCUUCACAAGAGAGAAGCGACCGCCAGCUUGUGAAGCCAUCAUCUCUAUCCCGAAGAAGGAUCCAUCUGAGAAGCCUAUGUUUGGUGACCUUCUUUGA
Molecule: messenger RNA, 3825 nt
Organism: Camelina sativa (false flax)
Lineage: Eukaryota; Viridiplantae; Streptophyta; Magnoliopsida; Brassicales; Brassicaceae
Source: RefSeq, a predicted model, not a curated record